Orcinus orca (killer whale) is the source of this 3024-nucleotide messenger RNA. RefSeq names its product interleukin 2 receptor subunit alpha (gene IL2RA). The transcript is spliced from 8 exons. Gene Ontology annotation, molecular function: interleukin-2 receptor activity; interleukin-2 binding. The coding region runs from base 72 to 905 and encodes 277 amino acids. The record is from RefSeq and is a predicted model, not a curated record. NCBI's taxonomy places the organism in Eukaryota, Metazoa, Chordata, Mammalia, Artiodactyla, Delphinidae. Gene Ontology annotation, biological process: inflammatory response.
CCAGCAUUCUGCAGAGAAGUACCUUUUCUUCCUGGCCCUCACAUCGGCAGCUGAUCCCAGGGGCCCGGACGAUGGAGCCAGGCUUGCUGAUGUGGGGAUUCUUCGUAUUCAUCGUCGUACCUGGCUGCGUGACAGAUGCUUGUCUUGAAGACCCACCGAGUCUCAGAAACGCCAUGUUCAAGGUCCUCAGGUAUGAGGUGGGCACCAUGAUAAACUGUGACUGCAAGAAAGGCUUCCGCAGAAGGUCGCCCUUCAUGCGCUGCACAGGAAACUCCAGCCACUCUGCCUGGGAAAACAGAUGCCACUGCGACAGCACCUCCUCCCCUAAGACUCCAGGAAAACAAGUUACUCCUGGACUCAAAGAACAGAAUGAAGAAACGACCACAGAAAUGCAGAGCCAAAUGCAGCCCACAGGCCAAGCUAACCUUCCAGGUCACUGCAAGGAGCCUCCACCAUGGGAAUAUGAACGUGAACCUUUGAAGAGAAUUUACCAUUUCAUGGCGGGGCAGACAGUUUACUACCAGUGCAUUCAGGGAUUCAGGCCCCUACAGGGAGGCCCUACCAAGAGCACCUGCAAGAUGAUCUAUGGGAACAUGAGGUGGACCCAGCCCAAGCUUGAGUGCAUAAGUGAAGGGGAGAACAGUCAGUUUCCAGGUGAUGAAGAGCCUCAGGAGAGCACGGAUGCUCCCCCUGGCAGUGAAACUGAUUUUCCCUUAACAACGAGGAUGGCAGGUACCACAGAUUUCCAAACACCCACAGAAGUGGCCGCGACCAUGGAUACGUUCAUAUUUACAACCGAGUAUCAGAUCGCAGUGGCCGGCUGCAUCCUGCUGCUCAUCAGCAUCUUCCUCCUGACAGGCCUCACCUGGCAGCAGAAAUGGAAGAAGAAUAGAAGGACAAUCUAGAAAACCAAGGGCAAGAAGAACCCGCAGAUGUCAUGGACCACAAUCAAAAUCAAGGCAGCUGAACACUCAUCCAAGAGGCAUCUCCUGAUCCCAUGGGUUCUGGAAAGCUCUGAAGUCACAUCACAGGACACCAGGCACCUGCAACCCCAUCGUGAAGCCAGCUCUGUAGUAUCAACGAGCGAGCUUGACCUGCACGUAGGCAGCAAGUCCAAGGUCACUGGAGGAACAGGGAGGAAAAACCAGAACUCUUGGUCCCAUUUUCAUGUGUAUGUGUUCAUUAAAGCAUGACCGGCAUGGAACUCUCUCCAUGCCAUGUAUAAUACAAAGAAGAGUAGCUUCAUGCUAAGUUCAUCCCAACUUCCCAGUUUAGAAAUCCCAAGGAAAACCCUAGCACUAAUGUAAAUAGACACACACGCUCUCUACCCUAUGUAACUGGACCUUGCUCCUCGGUCCACGUAGGUCCUUUCCCAGCCUCUGGUUGACUAGCCCAUUCUCCUGAUCACAUCCUUUAAUGAAUGCCCCCUAAGAACUCUGGACUGGUAACUAGGAAUGCUUUGGACCUUAGCUCAGUGCUCUAAACUAGCCCCCCUCCACUGAACCUUCAAUUCUGAGUUUCUAAAGAACAGAGUCCAUGGGGGAAUAGUCUUUGGGUAAUACCAAAAGAGGACAACCAAGCCCUUGGAACUGUGGAGCUUCAAUAUUUGAAAAGAUUUCACUGGAGUUAAUGUCAGGAGAAGGGGGAUAAGCUAGAUCCUAGGUAAUGGAUUAUUCCGGUCAAAAAGCUCCAGCUGUACAUGACUAAUGGGCCACUUCAAGAGUUAGUUUCUCUUGGAUUGCUAUAAAUGAUACUCUGUGUUUGGCCAGCACGAAUUUGAUGUUUACAGACAGACACACAAUGUGCAAAUGUGUACAUUUUCAAAGAAGUGUCAUAAAAACACUGAUAAAGGAGCAAUACGUUCAAUGUUUAUGGAAGGAAAGAAAGAAGGAAGUCGGGGUGGAGUGGGGUGGGAGAGCAUGUGAUUAUGGACAAGGUCACACCAGUGAUCCUCAAACUGUUAGCACAACGUUGAGCAAAUCAAAAUCACCUGGAGGCCUUGUUAAAACAUAGAAGGGGGGACUUCUCUGUGCGCCAGUGGUUAAGAAUCCGCCUGCCAAUGUAGGAGACAUGGGUUUGAUUCCUGGUCCGGGAUGAUCCCACAUGCUGUGGAGCAACUAAGCCCGUGCACCACAACUACCAAGCCUGCGCUCUAGAGCCCGCAAGUCACAACUACGGAGGCAGCGUGCCACAACUACUGAAGCCCACGCACCUAGAGCCUGUGCUCCACAACAAGAGAAGCCACCACAAUGAGAAGCCCACGCACCACAAGGAAGAGUAGCCCCGCUCUCUGAAACUAGAGAAAGCCCACGUGCAGCAACGAAGACCCAACGCAGCCAAAAAUAAAAAACAAAACAAAAAACACAGAAGGCUGGGCCCACCUCCAGAGUUUCUGAGUUAGCAGGUCUGGGGUGGGGCCUGAGACUUUACAUUUCUAACAGGUUACAAGUGAUGCUGAUGAUGCUGGUCCAGGGCCACACUUUGAGAACCAUGGGGUUUAUGCCUCCCGCCCUCAACUCUCACUGGAAAAAUCAGCCUCAGGGGCUGAGAUUUCAGUGCAGAUUCAGACUUUUGCCAAAAAUCUCAAUUCUCAAUCAGUUGACUUAGAUGUCCAGGUUAAACAAAAUCACAUAAUGAAGAUUAAUGAAAAAUUUAAAUCAGCAGCCAGUUUUCAUUUCUGAAAGGGCAGGAAAAUGUUAUGAAAAAAAUGGGCAGGAGUCAGCAGGUCCAUAUCUAGAUUAAAGAACCAUUUUCUGUCCUUUCUGUGACCAACCAAGUACCAUCAGGUUCCAUCAUCAACAUCCCCCAAGUAUAUGUUUUCUGGGGAAACUAAUGUUAAGACGAAUAUAAGACCAGAAAAAAAUUUUUUUUAAUCUUAUUUAUCUUACUUGAAUAAAACUGGAUUAUCAUUACUCAUUUUGGGGGAGGGAGGUCCAUGAGAUCAAAAUUUUUUUCAUAAUACAGUUGACCCUUGAACAACACAGGUUUGAACUGCAUGAGUCCACUUACAUGUGGAUUUUUUUU